GCUCGGCCUGUCCGGAAGGCAGGCGGGCGUGAGCGAGCGGCGGCGGCUUCGGCCUUGGCGGGUCCCGAUGGCCUCGGCUAGCAUCGAUAUCGAGGACGCGACUCAGCACCUGCGCGAUAUCCUCAAGCUGGAUCGGCCCGGCGGGUCAGUGAAUGAAAACCAGAGAACAUCCAGUUCAUAUAAUGGUGACCUGAAUGGUCUUCUGGUGCCAGAUCCCACCGCAGCUGGAGACGGCUCGUCCUCCACUAAGCCUGUUCCACAAACUGUUCCUCUCGGAGCGCUACAAGACAAACAAGUUAUCUGCCUCUCUGGAGAUGAUAAUUCCACCUGUAUGGUGAUCCUUGCUAAAGAUGUUGAAAUAGUGGCCAGCAGUGAUUCCAGCAUCACCAGUAAAGCCAGGGGAAGCAAUAAGGUAAAAAUCCAGCCAGUGGCCAGAUAUGACUGGGAGCAGAAGUAUUACUAUGGCAACCUCAUUGCUGUCUCAAAUGCCUAUCUGGCUUAUGCUAUUCGAGGUGCCAGCAGUGGCUCGGCCAUGGUGCGAGUCCUGAGUGUCAGCACGGCUGAGCGGACGCUUCUGAAAGGCUUCACUGAGGGUGUGGCAGAUCUGGCCUUUGCUCACCUCAACUCCAACCAGUUGGCCUGCCUGGAUGAAGCUGGCAACCUGUUUGUCUGGUGUCUGUCAAUGGAGAACGGAAAAAUCCAAGAAGAGAUCUUGGUGAAUAUCAAACGAUCUGAUGGGACUCCCCAUAACAACUUUCGGAGGAUAAUAUGGUGUCCCUUCAUCCCUGAUGAGAAUGAGGAGAGCUGCGAAGAAGGCAGCCAGACUCUGGCGUUGCUGCAUGAAGACAGAGCUGAAGUCUGUGACCUUGACAUAAUCCGAGCCAACCAUAGUUCAUGGCCAGUGGAAGUAACCAACAUCAAAGAAGGCUACAUUGUGGUGAAGGGUCAUAGCACGCGCCUGAGUGAGGGAGCACUUUCUCCUGAUGGGACUGUUUUGGCUACAGCAAGCCAUGAUGGCUACGUCAAAUUCUGGCAGAUUUACAUAGAGGGACAAGAUGAACCAAGUCGGUGCCUCCAUGAAUGGAAACCUCAUGAGGGCAGGCCUCUUUCCUGUUUGCUCUUCUGUGACAACCAUAAGAAACAAGACCCAGAGGUUCCUUUUUGGAGGUUUCUCAUCACUGGAGCAGAUCAGAAUCAAGAGCUGAAAAUGUGGUGCACCGUCUCAUGGACCUGCCUCCAGACAAUCCAGUUUUCUCCAGAUAUAUUUAGCUCUGUGAGCGUCCCUCCCAGUCUGAAGGUCUGCCUGGAUCUGUCAGCCGAGUACCUAGUUUUGAGUGAUGUGGAAAGAAAGGUCUUAUACGUGAUGGAGCUUGUCCAGAACCAAGAAGAGGGCAAAGCUUACUUCAGCUCCAUCUCAGAGUUCCUGUUGACUCACCCAGUCCUGAGCUUCGGCAUCCAAAUGGUCAGCCGCUGCCGACUGAGGCACACAGAAGUCCUCUCAGCAGAAGAGGAGAGUGAUGGCAUCAGUGCUGAAGGCGCUCAAGGUUCAGGUACUACAGGAUCGGCCGCAGGGGUGCUGAUCAAACUCUUCUGUGUCCACACCAAGGCCCUUCAGGAUGUACAGAUAAGGUUCCAGCCCCUCCAUAGUCCAGAUAUGGUCACUCCAGUCCCUCCCCAUGGUUCCCGUGAAGACUUUGCAUUCCCUGAUCACCUGGCCGACAUAGGCAUGGAAGGGCGGGGCUCUGAGAAGGGAUCCAUCCACGGCUCCCAGCCGGACUUGCGACGCAUUUCGGAACUGUCUGUGCCCGUCGACUUCCUCCCUCCAUCGAAUGACACCAAACCCAAACUUAUGACUCCAGACGCGUUCAUGACUCCCAGCACUUCUCUGCAGCAGAUCACGGGGUCUCCCGGAAGUAGCAUUAGUUCCCUCACUGCUGUGACGACCAUGAGUAGUACUUCGGUUGGCGAGCCCCCCCUUCCCAGGCCAUCGGAGGACAUGUCCCUAAGCCCAAAGAUGCAGCUUGAUGCCAACCUCACCCUGAGUGGCAGCAGUGGGUGUCUCCAGGCAAGCCCGCGGAAUCAUUCGGUCCUGCUCCCUGGCCUUCCUGACAAACUGACCCCAAAGGUCCCCAUUCCGGUUUCCCCAGGGAACCCUCCUCCUUUGGCCCUGGAGCAAGAGGAAGUGGAGCCUCUGGUGGUACCCCAGUCCUCGCCCACUCGUGAGCGCUCCCCAGAUGUCAUCUCCUCCGCCUCGACUGCCAUGUCCCAGGACAUCCCUGAAAUCGCCUCAGAGACCCUGCAGCGCAGCUUCAGCGCAGCCCCGUCUGGCCUCCCGGUAGAAAUUCUGGACUCCAACCAUCACACAGACAGCAUGGCUUCGGCGGCCUCCGCUCUCCACUUGCUUUCCCCACGCAACCGCCACAGCUCGGAGCCCAGCCAUCACUCCUUGGACAUGGCCCCCAACGAGGUGGACAUGCUGACCGCCCCCUCACUGCUGGAGGCGGCCUUACCUCAGGAAAACGUGGCGUUGGAUAGUGGAGUGAGUCAGCCGUGGCCGGCUGCUCCUGACAUCACCAGGGAGACCAGGAACAGCAUGGCGGACAGCCCCAGGAAUGAAGUGGAAGAGAAGCAUAAGAGCUCUUGUCACAGGCACACCUACCGCUUGCUGCAACAUGACAGCCAAGAUGCCAGCGCCGAGCAGAGCGAUCACGAUGAUGAAGUUGCGGGCUUGGCUACCACAUCAGGCGGGUUCACAACCAAAGUGACUGCCCAGCGGCUGCCAGUGAAAGACUGGAAGGCCAAAGUUUCUCCUCGGGCCUCCCCAAAGCUGAAGAGGAAGGGGAAGAAAGACGACAGGGAUGUGCCACAGUCCCCAAGGUCCUUCGAUCAGCAGAGCGCUCCUGAAUACCAGGAGGAGCUGAUGUCUCUGCUCAGGACCCAGCAAAGGGAGAUUGCCGAACUGAGACAAAAUCAGAUGGAGCUGAUGCAGAGGCUCGCAGAUCACCUGGAUGGGGUCCAGAGCUCGCUCAUGGGUCACAUCGAGCGGGUGAUCGACUCCCAGCAGGAGCAGGAGCAGCGGAGGCUGGAACAGGCUCUGGCGGAAGGGCAGCAGCGCAGUGGGCAGCUGCAAGAGCACCUCUCCCAGCAGCUCUCCCAGUCCCUCUCUACGGCUGCCUGCAAUCGGCUGGAGAGGACCAUCCGCGAGGAGAUGAAAAAGACUGUUCCCCCGUGUAAGUUUUGCCCAGAACCUUACGGCCUCUUUUUGUUCUUUUCCCCUUUUUUGUCCAGCAUGCAAGAGUCCAUCUUGGCUCAGGUGCAGCGAGUCAUCAAGGGGGAGGUGAGCACGGCCAUGAAGGAGCAGCAGGCUGCGGUCACCUCCAGCAUCAUGCAGGCCAUGCGCUCCGCUGCAGGCACGCCCAUCCCUGCCACUCACCUAGACUUCCAGUCCCAGCAGGCUCACAUGCUGCAACUUUUGCAGCAGGGACACCUGAACCAAGCCUUCCAACAGGCUCUCACUGCAGCCGAUUUGAAUCUGGUCCUCUAUGUCUGUGAGACCGUUGAUCCUCAGCAAGUGUUCGGACAGGACCCUUGUCCUCUGUCCCAGCCUGUCCUUCUGUCUCUCAUUCAGCAGCUGUCUUCAGAAUUAGGCUCCCAGACAGAGCUCAAACUCAACUACCUGGAGGAGGCAGUGAUGCACCUCGAUCACAGCGAUCCCAUCACCCGCGACCACAUGGGCUCGGUGAUGAACCAGGUGCGCCAGAAACUCUUCCAGUUCCUGCAGGUGGAGCCUCACAACAACGUGAGCAAGCCCGCACGUCGCCUGAUGAUCAUGCUGCAAGGCCUGGUCACCCACAACAUGUCCUAACAGGUCUCCGGCCACCCUUGCUCAACGGCGCCUCUCCGGGCUAACCCAAGGGCGGCGGCUUUUUACUUUUCUCCAUUUGGCCCUCCUCUUCCUCCUCCUCCUCCAAGAGCUCUUUGCUGACUCAACGUGGCCACGCCAAGCGGGGAGUGGGAUGAACCCUAGCCCAGCCAGUCAGUUCCCCCUGCACUUCAAAAACAACAGUACCCUUCCUUUCCGUGCAAGUCAACUUUUUGGCACUUGUGCAAGCAGAAACACGCAAAUCCCAGCUUUCCUCCGGCUUCGGAGCUCAAGAGCCCCACUUCCCAACCCUUUGAGAGUGGGCCGUGGGGAGGGGUCCCCUGCCCGGCAGGGAAGGAUGAGCAGGCCGUAGAAUCACGGUAGCCAUAGGGAGAGAUGCCAACCCCCCCCCCCCCCUGUGGGUGGGGGGGGCGGGGGGGGGGGGGCGUGGGAAGAUUGCAAAGGCCCCCUUCCCCAUCCGGGGCGCGGGGUGGGAGGGGCACCCCGUGUGGUGGAGCAUGUUUACGGAUCAGACAGUUCCUUUUUAGUCGGAGGGGAGAUUGUGUUCGCACCACAUUGUUUUUGUUUUUUUCCCUUUUGUUUUUAUCUAGACUCUUUAACUCUUUCUUUUUUGAAUAAUGUUUAAAGACAAGUUCAAUAAAUGACUUUUUUUGGAGGAAAAUAAAUAAAUAAAAGCUCU
This is a messenger RNA of Notechis scutatus (mainland tiger snake), 4562 nucleotides long. The record is from RefSeq and is a predicted model, not a curated record. Lineage: Eukaryota; Metazoa; Chordata; Lepidosauria; Squamata; Elapidae.